UCCCCGGACGGAGACGCUCUCUUUCAGAGUGUUUCUCUGCUGUUUCCUAUUGUGAGCUGCAGCCUUUACUGUGGGUUCUGUUUCUGAGCCUGGCUGAACUUUGACGUAAAGGACGAUGAACACGUGACCUUUUCACUGUAAACCACCGGUUGCAUCAUCUCUGACGUGUUGCAGUUCGAGUCAGAGCUGAUGUUACACAAUCAAAUACCUGAGGAUGAGUCAUUUUGCAUCGGGGCCGAUGUUUCUUAAUCCCACCUGUUGAAUGUGAGAGGAGCCAACAGGCCACAUUCCUUUGUUCAGGCUUAGUGCCCAGCUGUUAAAUGUCAUUCAGGUGUUUGUGACCAGACGGAGAAAGAAGCUCCAGCUGCGACGAGACUCUGAGAUCAGCCAAACAAGCAGAAGCCAUCAUGACCACCACCAUGGUCGUCACGCAGCCUCAGCCCGCGAUGAUUUCCCGGGAAUCCCAGGAAUGGUCGUCUGGGAUCUGCGACUGCACCCAGGACGUUCCCGAGUGCUGCUUCGCUUUCUGGUGCCUUCCCUGCUUCACCUGCAUCACAGCCAAGAAGUACGGGGAGUGUCUGUGCCUCCCCCUGCUGGACUACAUCGGGUUCGGCGGCUGCAUCCCGGCGGUCACCAUGUCCAUGAGGGCGUCCAUGAGGCAGCGAUACGGCAUCCAGGGAACCAUGUGUAAGGACUGUGCUUUCUCCACCUUCUGCGUACCAUGCGUCUGGUGUCAGAUGUCCAGAGAAAUGAAGGCGAGGAACAUCCAGAUCGUGAUGGUCGGCGCCAAACACACGAACCCUCCAGCCGCUCACUACAGUAAACGCUGAGCUGCUGAGCCACUGUACAAAGACAUGUGACGGAGGACGAGCCUCAGCCAGUAGCCAAUAAACAGACGUUAUAGAAACGCAA
Molecule: messenger RNA, 912 nt
Organism: Betta splendens (Siamese fighting fish)
Lineage: Eukaryota; Metazoa; Chordata; Actinopteri; Anabantiformes; Osphronemidae
Product: cornifelin-like
Exons: 5
Coding region: 408-830 (140 amino acids)
Source: RefSeq, a predicted model, not a curated record